AUGGCUCCAGUCACACUGAAAACGGUCGAUAAUGACCUCAAGGACGCAAUCCAGCACCUCUUCGAAAUUCAAUCCGCCGUACACGGCUAUCUAGGCCCAGAGACCCAACAAGAGCUGGUGCGCAAAAUCAAAAACCUUACCCUUACACUCUCCACCCUUUCCAGCCACACCCAAGAUACAGACCAGGCGCCCGACGGCCAAUCCAACGAUCCCUCCAACCCCUCACUUGCCAGCAUCCAGCUUCCCCCAGAGAUCAUUGAUUACGUGGACUCCGCGCGCAAUCCAGACAUCUACACCCGUGAGUUCGUGGAGCUGGUGCAGCGCGGAAACCAAGAUUUGAAGGGAAAGCGCGAGGCUUUCGCUGGCUUCCGAGACGUUUUGGCCCGUGAGAUGCGGAGUGCGAUGCCUGAGUGUCGUGGUGAGGUGGAUCGCGUUGUUGCUACGACAGGGGGCAGUGUUGAUCACGACGCUGGGGCUGGGGCUGGAGCCGCACAGUGACCGGAAGUACAAUACUACAUGUGAUGAUCAAAUCGGGGACUA
Messenger RNA from Penicillium pulvis, 540 nucleotides. It is a transcript of the gene nut2, whose product is annotated as mediator complex subunit NUT2. Gene Ontology annotation, cellular component: mediator complex. NCBI's taxonomy places the organism in Eukaryota, Fungi, Ascomycota, Eurotiomycetes, Eurotiales, Aspergillaceae. Gene Ontology annotation, biological process: regulation of transcription by RNA polymerase II. Gene Ontology annotation, molecular function: transcription coregulator activity. The record is from RefSeq and is a predicted model, not a curated record. The transcript is spliced from 3 exons. Bases 1 to 498 code for a protein of 165 amino acids.